UUUCCUUUUCAGUGUAAAUUAUAUUUCUUAGAGCCUUUAUUUUUUACUAAAUAACCCAAAGAAAAACAGCCAAAAUCCAACGUCAAAAACGAUUAUGUAUCCUUUAACAUUAUGUCCAAAAUAUUUAAAAAUCAUAUAAAGGAUAAGGAUAGGAAGACUCCCAAUAAGGGGACUACAAAUAAAGCGAAACCCAAUGAGGAGAAUCUCAAUAAGGACAAUCCGAAUGAGAAGAAUCCCAGUGAAGAGCCUUGCAAUGAGAAUCCUCCGAAUGGGAAGACUUCUAAUGAGGAUACGACGAAAAGUAACCCGGAGGAAACAAAUACCAGCGAUUUUGAAAACUCCGAAGUGACAGAAGACACGGAAAACAAUGACCUCUACAAACUGCCCUUUGAAACACCCUUUCCGCUGGAAAAGCCUUUUGAUCUGCGAGUGGGCAACUUUGACAGUGUUCUGGAUAAAUUACGCACCAGCGCAACGGGAAUAGGUCAUCCGAAAAUAGCAUUCAAAGAACUGGCCAAAAAAGUGGAUCCCGAUGAAAUCAUUGCUCAUGCAUUGGACAAACUCUGGGCUAAAGCCACAGGUCCGCUGCGUAAGUCAUCCGGCGAUGCGUUGCUGACAAUGUUUCGGAAAAACCUAAGACCUGGCUUGAUUGUGGUGGUGGAGGACAAGCAGUUCCGCUGCCACGCCAUGGUGCUGCAAGUGCUCUCGAGCUUCUUCCGGCAACCGGAAUUGGCGCCUUCGCAAAUCUUCCAGCUGCCCAGCUCGAUGGUCUCCGCCCGGGCCUUUGUGGCCAUGUAUCGUUGGGGUCUGGAGACAGCCGACACCAUGUCCUCCACUCUGCUGAUGCAGGUCUUAAGGGCUGCGACGUUCUUCGAUUGCCAGGAACUCAUUGGCAACUGCUGGACGGGAAUCAGUGAGGGCACUCGUACUCCGGACCGGGCAUUGUGCACAUAUCUGCAAGGCAAUUUGAUGGGAAUGCGCCUGGAGGAGAAUCUGCUGGAGCGAUUGAGCAGUAUCUUUUUGCAGUUCGCCGCCAGCAAGGAGUACUUGUAUCUGGAAGCUGACACGGUGCAGAGAUUACUGGGAUUAUCUUCGCUGGCGGUGAAUUCGGAAAUGGAGGUUUUUCUAGCCGCCAUUUAUUGGCUGCAUCACAAGUGGCCACAACGCAUCAAAUUUUCAUAUAAGAUGAUGGAUGCCAUUCGCUUUGACUGUCUGCCUUACACGUUUUUAAUGUGUCUUCUAAAGAAAAUGGAUAGCGGGCCGCCAGUGCUGAAAAUGUUGUCCCGCACUCCGUUUGUGGGCGGGGUUCGAGAAAGAAGUUACAGGGACGAGGCGGAGAUACUGAUCGCAUUUGGAUCUACGAUCGCCGGGCUCUGCAUCAUCAUACGCUUAAAUGUAACCGUGUCCAGUUCCUGGGCUAUGACACCUUUGUGCGUUACCUGGAAUUUCUACAGACUGCCGGAAGUAAUCACUGGCUGUCCUUUCGCACCAUCGAUGAUCCGGAAAUCAGAUGUUGCCCCCUGCAUCUACGCUACUAAUCAACUAGGCAAGGUGUCCUGUACGAUCUGCUGCACCCGGAGGAGGACAGCACGCCCUGGUGCCUCACCAUUCACUUCUCCAAGUUCCCCGAGGACACGCUCGUCAAGCUCAACUCCAAGGAGCUGCUGGAAUCGCACUACAUGUCCUGCCUGAAGGAGGCGGAUGUGCUGAAGCAUCGCGGCCUGGUCAUAUCCGCAAUGCAGAAGAAGGACCACAAUCAACUGUGGCUGGGGCUGGUCAACGACAAGUUCGACCAGUUCUGGGCCGUCAAUCGGCGGCUAAUGGAACCGU
Drosophila teissieri is the source of this 1830-nucleotide messenger RNA. It is a transcript of the gene Atg5, whose product is annotated as autophagy protein 5. Gene Ontology annotation, cellular component: cytoplasm; phagophore assembly site membrane; Atg12-Atg5-Atg16 complex. The coding region runs from base 112 to 1692 and encodes 526 amino acids. The transcript is spliced from 5 exons. Lineage: Eukaryota; Metazoa; Arthropoda; Insecta; Diptera; Drosophilidae. Gene Ontology annotation, biological process: C-terminal protein lipidation; autophagy of mitochondrion; autophagosome assembly. Gene Ontology annotation, molecular function: protein binding. The record is from RefSeq and is a predicted model, not a curated record.